AUGUCUGAUCAGCCCGUAUUCAAUCCCCAAACGAACCGAUGGGAUAAUGUCGAUGUCUCCAAAGCGACUGGCCAUAAGUGGCCGGUAAAGAAAGUCAGCUACAACCGGAGAGACGUGCUCCUCUUUGCGAAUGCUAUUGGAGUGCAGGCAGAUGAAAGGCACUUUCUAUCUGAGCAGGAUCCUCAAUUUGCCUCGUUUCCUACCUUCGUCUCCACUCUUCUCUUCAAACGGACGCAUCACGAUGUGUUCGAUUUUGUCGAGGAGAUGGGCUCGGAUCCCAUUCCCGGCCUUCCAAUCUUCAACCCCCAGAAGACGAUGCACGGCGAGGAAAGGAUCGAGAUGCUCAGUCCAAUUCCCACCAGUAGCGUGGGGUUGGACCUUGAGAUCCACCGUCACGUUGUAGGCGUCCAUGAUAAGGGGGGCAAUCUCAUCCUCGAGUCGCAACAAACCCUUCUUGAUGCGAAGACGGGCCGGGUGUAUUGCCACAUUACAAGCGAUCUUUUUGCAGUGCAGCAAGGCGGUUAUGGCCAGUCUACUGCUCCGCCUCCGAUUCCAGUGCCCGACCUGCCUGCUCGCACCCCUGAUGCAAUCCACUGGGUCCAGACAACUCCUACAUUGGCUCUUCUGUACCGUCUCUGCGGCGAUUACCAUCCCAUUCAUGCAGAUGAUGAGUUCGCGAAAAGAUCAGGAUACAAGGGCCAUAUCCUGUCGGGACUUGGAACGUGGAAUAUUGCUGCCCACGGGUUGCUCAGAGAGCUCGGAGGCUCCAACCCGCAGAACUUUGUUCGACUUCAAGCUCGGUUCAAAGAAGUGGUGUAUCCCGGAGAUCUUCUAGAGAUGCGAAUGUGGAAGACUGGGGCGAAGACGGACGGUGUUAGUGAGAUUGUCUUUGAGAUGCUGGCGACGUCGCCGGGCGAGAAGCCACGCGUCGUACUGAAUCGUGGACUUGCUGGGAUUAAGAUCGAGACUACACAGAGCCGUCUGUAA
Molecule: messenger RNA, 987 nt
Organism: Penicillium paradoxum
Lineage: Eukaryota; Fungi; Ascomycota; Eurotiomycetes; Eurotiales; Aspergillaceae
Exons: 3
Coding region: 1-987 (328 amino acids)
Cellular component (GO): peroxisome
Source: RefSeq, a predicted model, not a curated record